Messenger RNA from Blepharisma stoltei, 267 nucleotides. The record is from the annotation of a GenBank genome assembly. Lineage: Eukaryota; Ciliophora; Heterotrichea; Heterotrichida; Blepharismidae.
AUGAAGUGAAUCUUCCAGAUAGCAAAAUAUUUAUAUUGGAAAAAUGGUAGCAUAAAUAACUUUUUCGGAUUAAGCAAAGGUCCUUUAUCCAAGCUUUGGACAAUACUUUAUUUUGCAUUAUCUCAGUUGGGGACUUCCAUGAUUAAUUUUAAAAAGUGAAUAAUAAUCAUCCACGCCAACAUUCUCGAUGAAUUUUGAAAUUUUCUUAUUUGAAUUUAUCCUAGCAAUCGGACUUAUUUUUGCAAUAAUAUGACUAUUUUAAAUUAA